Messenger RNA from Thamnophis elegans (Western terrestrial garter snake), 748 nucleotides. RefSeq names its product arylacetamide deacetylase-like. The record is from RefSeq and is a predicted model, not a curated record. Gene Ontology annotation, molecular function: hydrolase activity. NCBI's taxonomy places the organism in Eukaryota, Metazoa, Chordata, Lepidosauria, Squamata, Natricidae. The transcript has 2 exons. The coding region runs from base 1 to 627 and encodes 208 amino acids.
AUGAACAAUACCAUCAAAAUUCUAGAUGACCCUGAUGUCAGAACUAAAUUCAAGAUUCAAGCUUUAUUGUAUCCUGGUCUUCAGAGUAUUGAUCUAGAAUUGCCAUCCUAUCAGGAUAAUAAAAACAUACCAAUUCUGUCUAAAACAUUAGUAAUAAGAUUCCUCAGUGAAUAUAUUACAUCAGAUGAAUCUUUUUCCAAAGCUUUAGAGACCAACCAACAUGUUCCUGCAGAGUUCAACCAUCUGUUUCAGUUUGUAAACUGGAGUAAGUGGCUCCCUGAAAGAUUUAAAAAAGGCCACAUUUACACUGACCCAUCACAUAGAAAUUCCAAAACUGGACACAAAUAUCCAGAUUUACUGGAUCCAAGGAGCGGACCACUUUUAGUUGAGGACAUCAAGCUUCAGGGCUUACCACUUACAUAUAUCAUGACUUGUCAAUAUGAUGUCUUGAGGGAUGAUGGAAUUAUGUAUGUUUCCCGUCUUAGGGAAGCAGGAGUUGAGGUAACACAUGAACAUGUUGACAAUGCUUUUCAUGGUGUUGUAACAUUUAUUACAGGCGCUUUUGCCCAAAAUAUAGGCCACAGAAUGGCUAACAACUACAUUGAGUGGCUGAAUAAGAACCUGUGAAAAUACACCCAUACCACCUCAAUUAAUAUUAUUUUUUUCAGGGACAUUAUCUUUUUGGUCAAUAAAUUUGACACUGUAAUUCUGCAGUUAUUAUACUUGAUAUAGAAUCUCUUGUUUCCUG